Molecule: messenger RNA, 1611 nt
Organism: Durotheca rogersii
Lineage: Eukaryota; Fungi; Ascomycota; Sordariomycetes; Xylariales; Xylariaceae
Product: cytochrome P450
Exons: 6
Coding region: 1-1611 (536 amino acids)
Molecular function (GO): iron ion binding; oxidoreductase activity, acting on paired donors, with incorporation or reduction of molecular oxygen; heme binding
Source: RefSeq, a predicted model, not a curated record
AUGGACGUCCCUACGAGCAUUCCGCCGGGGUUCGGCUGGGAGCAGUGGCUCUCGUCGCUCUCAGCCCGGCCCGCACCCUACCUGCUCGUCUUUGCCUUCCUCAUCGUUGCCAUCUCGUACAUGCGCGAGCGGUCGAGGGACCAGUUGAAGCGCAUUCCCUACCUUAACGCCCCACAGUUCUACUCUAGCAUAGGAGCCAAACACGGCGAGGCCUUGAUUGCCCAGGCCCGCCAGAAGUAUGCCCGCCUACCCUACCGCUUCCUGAUGGACAUAGGCGAGGUGGUGGUCUUGCCCCCCGAGUUCAUAGACGAGAUUCGCAAUGAGCCCAACCUUAGCUUCGGAGAGGCCUUUAAAGAGGACUUCCAUAGCAACAUUCCUGGACUUGAACCCAUGAGCCAGUUAAGCGGAGACCAAUUGGUGCAGUCAGUGCUCAGGAAGUACCUAGUCAAGGUUACUCCUGAAAUGACGAGACGCGUGUCCGAGGAAGCCGCCUCCGCCAUCCCCACCAUAAUAGGCGGCUCUCUAGAUUGGCACGAGGUAACGCUGCACCCUACCCUGCUCGCGCUGGUCUCUCGCGUAUCCUCGCGCAUCUUCCUCGGCGAUGAGCUGUGUCGGAGCGAGGAAUGGCUGCAGGUCAUCAAGACGUACUCGAAGGCCUUGUUCGUCGCCGCGGCGAAGCUGCACAUCAUGCCGCGACCGCUCCGCAGGAUCGCGAGCUGGCUGAUCCCCGAACUCAAGGUGCUGAGGGCCCAGAUCAAGGAAGCGGAGCGGAUAUUCGCCCCCGUGAUCGCGAGGCGCCAGGAGAUGAGGCACGCUGCCAUCGCCAACGGCUGGGAGGUCCCCAAGUUCGACGACGCCCUCGGGUGGCUGGAAAGGGAAGCCACAGCCAAGGGCUUAGUCUUCGACGCGGCCCUAGUGGCCAAAUUCGAGAUAGUCGUAGUCGCCGUCGCGCUCCACACCACGAUCGAUCUGGUACAGCAGUCCAUGAUCGAACUGGCGCAGCGUCCGGAGACGAUGCAGCAGAUUCGAGACGAGGUCAUCUACCACCUCCGCGCCGAGGGGCUGUCGAGGGCGUCCCUGUACAAGAUGUCGAUGCUGGACAGCGCUCUCAAGGAGACGCAGCGCAUGAAGCCUAUCGAAACCGUUAUGCUCCGCCGUCGGGUGAUGGGAGACGUGCACCUGUCGAGCGGGCUCACGCUCAAGGAGGGCAUGCGCACCUGGGUCAGCACGUGCCGGAUGCGAGACCCGGGCGUGUACGAGAACCCGGACCAGUGGGACGCGAACCGCUUCCUCAAGCUACGGUCGCAGCCGGGGUGGGAGAACACGACGCAGCUGGUCUCGACGAGCCGCGACCACUACGCGUUCGGCUACGGCGAGCACGCCUGCCCCGGCAGGUUCUUCGCCGCCAACGAGAUCAAGGUGCUCUUCUGCCACCUGCUGGUCAAUUACGAGUGGAAGCUGGCGCCCGGGGUAGACGUUCGGCCCAAGAUUUUUGGCAUAGCGUGGGUCGCAAGCCAGGAUGCGAAGCUGUCGAUGAGGCGGAGAGAGAAGGCCGAGUUCGAUUUCGGGUCGGUCUGGGAUGCCGAAACUCCAGGCAUAAUGGAGGUGUGA